AUGCUGUUCAUUUAAAAGCAUUAGAGGAACAAAGUUCGGGGUUCAUGUUCUUAUCAAGGGGAAAUGUAUUUAGACUUAAAUGCAUAUUAAAAAGUUUAUGAAAUAAUGUCAAGUUUUUUGAAAUAAUCUUUCACAAACAAUUAAUUCAGAAGCAGAAACAAUUAUUUAAGUAGAAUCAAGGCUAAUUAAAAACAUUUCUUAACAUCUGUAUAUUGUAUUUAAGUUCUAAUUCAAAUGAAAGCAAUCCCCUGCCUUCUUUAACUAAAAUACAUUAAAAGGAUAAUAAAUAAUAGUUACCAUAAAUAUGAAGUCAAAUCUAAAAAUGCUAUAAGAUGAGUUCACCAUAAGCCAAGGCCAACAUUAAUUAUUCUUCAAACCAAUUUUUAGCAACUAAUUAACCCUCUAUUUUAUGAAAUUCUGUUCGAUAUACUAUUCCUG
Molecule: messenger RNA, 438 nt
Organism: Paramecium octaurelia
Lineage: Eukaryota; Ciliophora; Oligohymenophorea; Peniculida; Parameciidae
Source: the annotation of a GenBank genome assembly